Messenger RNA from Carassius gibelio (silver crucian carp), 4643 nucleotides. RefSeq names its product putative methyltransferase DDB_G0268948. Bases 3491 to 4315 code for a protein of 274 amino acids. The record is from RefSeq and is a predicted model, not a curated record. The transcript has 8 exons. Gene Ontology annotation, molecular function: S-adenosylmethionine-dependent methyltransferase activity. Lineage: Eukaryota; Metazoa; Chordata; Actinopteri; Cypriniformes; Cyprinidae.
CGCGACGUAUUUCGGCUGCAGUAAUCGCAGCGAGAGCAGUGAAUACUGGCUGGUAGACCUGAGCUAUGACACCGGUCGAGAGUAGCCAUAUAGCGUUGCAUCUAAUGUUUAUUCAAUAACAAUCGUAAGUAUGCCUCUUAUUUCUUCAUAUUGGUGGUUAUCUUGUUUUAAUUGUUAUAAUAAUUUGUUUCUUUAUUCUUUAAGGGGAAUUAAAGCAUCUUAGUCCUCAUCCUGGCUAAUGAUUUCAGGCAACACAGCUGCUGUUUUGCUUAGGGACGCAUUUUGGAGUCCGAUCUGCACUUUGCGGUCUCUUGUGCCAGGGUUUCCGUUGUCCGGUAAUUGCCGGACAUUGGCCGGAAAAAAAAUGAAAUGUCCGACAAAAUUAAAUCUCUCCGGUCAAAUUGUCCGAAUAAAAUUGCCUAAUAAUCCCGCCCCCUAAAAUAAGCCAAAAAAAUAAGUAAAUAAAAACGGGUUCCCCUUUCAUCUCCGUUUCAGCGCUUUUCUGGGCACUGAGGACAGCGACUCAGUAGCCUACCUGAAUUUAAUGUGUAAUUAGCAUAGGUAAAAAAAAAUUCGUUUUAAAUUGUUCAAAAGACAUUUCAAGCUUUCUUAAGAUAUAUUUCAUGUCUGUGAGGCCUACGCUGAGUUUCGUUAAAUUAGGAUGAGAUGCACUCCAGUUCACUAGCAAUGCAAGUGGCCGCGAGGGCGCCUGCAGGAUUAGGCCUGUGGUCUGCUAUAUUUGCUUCUUAUGUAUUAAAUCCAGGCAAUUGGUUGAUAAAAAAAAAAUAUUAAAAUUAAGAUACAAUUUAUACAAAACGAAAUUCACUUCAAAAAAGUAUUUCUACUAAACAAAACUUAAUUAAGUGGUCAAAAUCAUGUCUGACCCGCUCCAUGUCUCUCGAUAUUGCGCAUCUUAUCUUACUCGUGCGCAGGCACGUGCACAGGUAGGGCUCAACCUGUGCAGAGCACAUGCCCUUUUUGCCCUUACACUCCGAAGUGCCCUUUUUUGGUGGUGUUUUUUAAAAAAUUAUCAAUGCUAUUGGUCACCCUUUACAUCUGUCUGUCUGUUUUAAAAAUAUUUAGCAAAUGAAAGUUCUUAAAACGAGCUUGUGUAAAUCUUAUUCGAUCCUCAAGCUGUCAGUAAGCUGAUAACUCCGCCCCCUCUAUAUUCAUUAGUGAUGGGAUUUAUGGCUCUUUGAGGGGAUCCGGAUCUUCGCGAUCCGUUCCUUUCAAAGAGCCGUUCAAAAGAAUGGCUCUUUUGGCUCUUUUUAAAUAUUUAGUCAGUUUUAAGAAGCCAGCUUGGGAGCAUCUCAGUUUAUCCUGGAAAUAAUCACUGGGAGGUAUUAUGAGGUGAGAUUUGUAGUCAAAUAAUUAAAGCUCAGAUAUCACACACCAAUAUCUGAGUUUUAAUUAUUCUGAAAUAUUGAUUAUUACCUCAUUUCUCAUGUGUCGACUAUAUUCCAUAGGGUUGCACAAAUCCCUCUGCUUAGACAGUGACAUCAUUAUUUUGAUUUACCUUUAGUACAAAGUGUGUGUGUGUGUGUGUAAAACUACGUUGACUUAUGUUAUUCAUACAAUACCUACUCACAAAUAAACAUAAAAAACAAAGCCGGCUGCAAUGAAUUUCUGUGCAAAACAGCUUUUACUACAAACACUUCCACACAAGAACAUUGUUAUCACACAAGAACAUUUUGAUAGAAAACUAAUUUUUUUUUUAAGUAGAUAAAAUUAGAAUAAAUAAAAUGGAAAUGUCUACAUACUACAUACUAUUACUACUGUAAACUUUGCAAAUAGGACAUCAGCCCCUUCAAGUCAAUGAACAAUAACAAAGUGGGCUGCAAUGAAUGUCUGUGGAAAACAGCUUUUAGUGAAACAUUUCUAUACAAGUACAGUAUCACAAAAGAACAUUUUUAAUGAUUUUAAAAUAAGUUUUAAAUGAACACAAAAUGCAAUGUAAAUGCAUGCACAACUAAUAACUAAUAUCAUCACGCUAUAAAGGGUUGGCCUGCGCUGGGUGCGCCCCUCCCCCUAUAACUGUUCUGUCUCCUGGCGGAGCUCAUUUGUAUGAACACGCAUAGGAAAAAAGAACGAUAGAAAGAACGGCUCCUCUCCAGUCGCGACUCGGCUCCCAUCGUUCAUGUUUCUGAGCCGUUCAAAAGAAUCGGUUCGUUCGCGAACGUCACAACUCUAAUAUUCAUUGAAUCAACGGAAGUUCCACAUCAGCCGCACUGUAGACAACAGCUGAGCUGAACAAAGUUUUGCGAAGGGGCCAGUGAGGAUCGGGUGGAACUGGGGAGGCUAGCUGCUGUCAUUCUGCAGUGUCACAGUGUGCGGUGUGUGUGUGGAUACAACUUCCCAUUGGUGGGUGUGUGUGAUGGUUGCUUUGGUGUGAAUUUAGGUGGGUUUUUCGAUAACCAUUCUGAGUUGCAGCCGGCCUGCCUGGUUCCCACUAAUCCUGGCCCUGGGAAUUACCUCCCUUAUUGUGGAAACCGUUUGUGUGCGUUUUUAUCUGUGUUUUUAUAAUAAAAUCCAAUCUUUUGUAUUCUCGCCCCCGUCUCCCCUACCUUGCCUUCAUUUGGUGAAACUUACCUGUGUCCUUUUAAUGGGAAUAAAUUCUCUGGUUUCCUACCAGGGUGGCGUAGUUGGAUAAAUUCACUGAUUAACCUUUCCUUUCACCUAUACCGCCACAUUAACAUCCACACAUUCACAAACCUUUUAGUCCAUAAUUUUGUUGUUCUUUAGCCUUCUCAACAUCUACAGAUAAGCAUUAUGCCUUUCUAUACUUUUCUUUUUUUUCAUGUGCUCUUAAUUUUGUAAGGUUUAUCUAUUAUCAUUAACUGCUUACAUUCUGCUUACAUCACUUGUUUCGCAAAAGAUCUCAUGAUUCUAAACUAAACAGAGAUUGUCUUUCAAAAUCAUGCUGAGGUCACAUUUUGUUCCAUGCCCUGAUAUUCAGUGACGUGAAUGUUUUAUAUUUUAUUAAUGUUUUAUUCAGCAUGACAUCUGGUUCGCCUGGAAACCUUUGAUCCCUUUCCGGCCAUUGAGAUGUUUAUUCAUUUUGAAAGAACUAUUGUCCAGAGUGAAUGUAAAAAAUCUUUGUGUGAGGCUCAAGUCCUCAUUAGCAAACUGGGCACAUUACAAUUGCCUCAAAGGAAUGUAUUAGCCAUGUAUAACUUGUAUUUGCAUGGUUGAUACUGUCUCUCAGUGUGGGAAGAAAGAAGCAAAGCGUGAAACCUAAGAUGACUCCUCCCCUUUAUAUCCUCAUUAGAUUCCCUUAGCCUAGUAUGCUGACUGUUUAAAGCAGAUGGUCCUCAGUGCAGAACACAAGAUCCAGGGGGCGUGGUUAGAUCCAGAUCCAACUCAUCCCACCUUACAUACUGUAUACCUAAACCUACCCGAUUCCACCCCUAAACCUACCAGUCUCUAGCCCCUAAAGAUGUGGGUACUGAUUUAAAUCCCUGCAGCAUUCUGACUUGUACAGCUUUCAAAAAUGGCUGUACGUUUGUUUGAGGAUAAAGAACACGCAAACUCAUACUGGAAGUACAGAAUUUCUCCUUCUGUAGAGCUCAUCGACAAGGUUCUACAGUUCCACAGGAGUAAUAAAAAUUCAGCCAAUGACCUGGCAGUAGAUGUUGGCUGUGGGUCAGGGCAGGGAACGUUGCUCCUAGCACCACAUUUUACUCGUGUGGUCGGGAUAGACAUCAGUCCUGCUCAGCUGGAGAUGGGGAGGAAACAUGUAAACGUUUCAAACAUCUCUUAUAGGGAGAGUCCAGCUGAAGAACUGCCUUUUGAAGAUGGAUCUGUCGAUCUUGUGACCACCAUGUCUGCAUUCCAUUGGUUUGACCAUUCACGUUUUCUUCAGGAAGCUCACAGAGUGCUUAAGCCUCAUGGGUGCCUUGCAGUUCUCAACUACACCAUGGACAUGGAGCUGAGCUAUGGAGACUGCUCAGAGACUUUAAACCACAUCUGUAAAGAGUUUUAUGCAGCCCUGCAUCCUUUCCGGAGCCCUUGCCUAGGUUCUUGCCCCUUUGAACUUUACAAGAAAACAUACGACUCUCUCCAGUAUCCAGUCAAAAAAAGGCAGGACAUUUUUUGGGUGAGGAAGCCCGUCCCUGUCUCUGGCUACAUCGGCAUGGUGGAGACUUUCUCCACUUACCAGACACUCUUAAAAAAAGAUCCAGAAGAGGCCAGACGACUCUCACAGGACACUGAACAAAGACUGUUGCGUGCAAUGGGUGUGACAUCCUCGGAGACAGAAGUUAUCGUGGGAAUUAAAUACUUCUACUUUCUAGCCUGCAAGCCUGCAAAUGAUUGAGCCAAACAGUGUCCCAUCCUAACUAACCAUACAUCACUGGAAAGCUUAUGAUGUAUAAAUCGCAAUUUCAAAAAAAAAAAAAAAAAUGGACCCUUUUGACUGGUUUUGUGGUCCAUGGUCACACAUUCGAGAAUGAUCGACUGUGUUGCUAAUUUCCAUAGCCACCAAGUUUCAUAACAUCAAAUACAAAUUUCCAGACAAAUUAGGUUAAUCAUUUUUCAAAUAAAAUGGAAAAAAAAAAUAGUUUUAAAAUGCAUAAAUUGUAACCUAUGUUACAUGUUUGCCUGAAUAAACGAACAGACGCAGACAAAAACUGCCCUUUCACUGA